Molecule: messenger RNA, 789 nt
Organism: Ipomoea nil (Japanese morning glory)
Lineage: Eukaryota; Viridiplantae; Streptophyta; Magnoliopsida; Solanales; Convolvulaceae
Product: 40S ribosomal protein S11-like
Exons: 6
Coding region: 106-582 (158 amino acids)
Biological process (GO): translation
Cellular component (GO): cytosolic small ribosomal subunit; ribosome
Molecular function (GO): structural constituent of ribosome
Source: RefSeq, a predicted model, not a curated record
GUAGUUCCCCUUCUUCUACUCUCUGUUGCAUCGCUCUGGGUUUUAGUUGCCGGCUAUCCUUCUCCUUUCACCCUCGAAAUCUUUACUGGACUCGGUAGCUUCAGAAUGGCAGAACAGACCGAGAAGGCUUUCUUGAAACAGCCUGGAGUGUUUCUCAGCUCGAAGAAGACUGGAAAAGGAAAACGGCCCGGGAAGGGAGGAAAUCGCUUCUGGAAGAGUGUAGGGCUAGGGUUCAAGACUCCACGCGAGGCUAUUGAAGGGGCCUAUAUUGAUAAGAAGUGUCCAUUCACCGGCACUGUUUCUAUUAGAGGUAGAAUCCUUGCUGGGACAUGCCACAGUGCAAAGAUGACAAGAACUAUCAUUGUUCGCCGCAACUACCUGCAUUUUGUCAAGAAGUAUCAGAGAUAUGAGAAGCGACACUCAAACAUUGCCGCUCACAUUUCUCCAUGCUUCCGAGUGAAAGAGGGAGAUUAUGUUAUCAUUGGCCAGUGCAGGCCGCUGUCCAAAACAGUGAGGUUCAACGUGUUGAAGGUUAUUCCUGCAGGGUCAGGUGGAGGGAAAAAGGCUUUCACUGGGAUGUAAACUUGUUUCUUUUUGUAGUAUUGUUAAAGUAUUAGAAGAAUGCUUGGUAUUUAGACUAUGCAAAACUCAGUCAAAGUUUCUCUCUAUGUACUUGCCAUGGAAGGCUUAAAUUUUUGUGCUACUUUUUUUUUUUUUUUUGGUUUUAUAUACUCAAGUGUUUUCAGAUUACUCAGCUUUGGUAAACAGUGGUUGAAAUCCUUCAAAUUG